UCUACCUUCCGACAUUCAUGGAUUCAUCAAAUAGGCUCAUAGUAGAUGAUCUGAUUGCAAAAUUGAAACCAUCAAAGAAACAUAUGAAUAAUUUCGAAGCUCAGAGUUCAUCUUAUCAGACCCGGAAUAGAUUUCAGAGUCCUUCAAAGGAAUUUAGUUCAGAUUUGAGACUGAUAUCACAGAGUAACCUUAACGGUCGGGAAAACUGCUCGAGGGCCCAUCAUCACUUGGAGAUCAAAAGUAUGAAAUACUUUCAGAGACAGGCUUACCAAGAAGAGCAGCGAUUAGAAUAUCUCAUUGAACCUCAAGUAGGAAACUCAGUAUUUUCAGCGAGAAAUUCACAGAAAAACCAAAUACCAGCUAUUCAAAGUCCUUCUCCAGGCAGCUUUUGCUCAAAAAGGGCCAAAUACAGAAGUCAUGCUCGUUCGUUUUCACGCUUCAGGAGAUAUGCUAGCCCUGAAAUGUGAAGAAAUACUAACCAGGUUCGUCUUUUAGGACUGAAAUAGUCACGAGCAAAUUAAAAGCUGAGAAUUCAGACAAGAUCAGCCGAGGAAAAUCUUAAGUCCCAAGUUGUUUCGUUCGACAGAGAUGAACAUCACUAAGGCUAUUAAGCAACAUCACCUUAAGAUGCUGUAUAACCGAUCAAUGGAUGCAAAAAUCAACAUCGCUCAGAAAUAUAUGAAGAAGUACAACAUCAAACUACCUGAAAAGGAGCUGUAUUCCUUAAAAAUGAGUGAAAUCAUAAAGAAAUUAACCAAAAAGAGAAUGAAAUAAGGUUACCAACCAGAUGGCUCUGCGGAUUCAGAAAGCCUUCAGGGGAUAUUUAGGAAGAAAAAUAUAUGCAGCUAAGAAGAAGCUCUUAGACCAGACAGCUAGGAAAAUACAGCAGUGAUGGAGGUCAUAUAGAAUUUUCACCCUGGUUCCCAAAACCUUAAAAUUCCGUAAACAAAAGUCGCUGCUUUUGAUUCAGAAGUUCUUAAGAGGAUAUAGGGACUACAAAUAGGAUCAAUGAGAUAUUGUCAGCACAGAGAAUGCACCAAAAUUUUGCUUAUUUCUCCUAAAAUGAGGGAGAAAAUUGAAGAAGACAGUGCAAUCUUCAUCCAAUAUCGCUCAAAGAAGUUCCUCGUUGAUGUUAAGAAGAAAAAGGAUCUUUCUGUUAUCAGAAACCUCCGAAAUCCAAGUAAGAACAUAAGGAUGUUUCCAAAGAAAGGUGGAGUACAGUUACAAUUUACGAACACAUUGGUAGACCCACUGCUUAAGAAUGACAAGAUCAAGAUGGUACGGAAGAAAUGUGGUAAGUUUCGACAAAAGAAGUUAACAAAAAGUUUUAAAAAUUAGUUUU
Molecule: messenger RNA, 1342 nt
Organism: Moneuplotes crassus
Lineage: Eukaryota; Ciliophora; Spirotrichea; Euplotida; Euplotidae
Source: the annotation of a GenBank genome assembly